AUGACUGAAAGUGAAAGUAAAAUUAUAAAAGAACCUAACACAAGAACAGAACACUAUAAAAGGGAGAAGGGUAGUACCAGUAGGUCUAGAUCAAGUUCUUCAAGUCCUUCAAGAAAUACUUUAACUCGAAGUUUAUCAAAACGUUUACCAGGAAUAAAGUUAGGUUCAUUAAAAGAUGGAUUAAUUGUUCCAGAAAAGGUUGGCCCAUUAGAGCCUAUCCAUAUCAAAGUUAUCAAUCAAAUUACUAAUUGCGAUAAUUAUGAUAAACUUGAAAAAGUUAUGUCAACAUACACUAUUCUAUUUUUUGAAAAACCAUUAGAUAGAAAAGUAAUUUGUCCACGGAUGUUAAUUUGGAAACUAGAAGAAACUCAUAGAAUAGUAUUAGAAGUUAUUUGUCGAUUACUAAAAAAUAAAAAAGACAAAAAUGAAAUACUAACACCUAUUUUGUCUGAAGGUCAACCACAUAAUGCUGAAGCUCUCCAGCAAUUUAUUGAAGACAUAUUCUCAAAUGAAAGUUUAUUUGAAAAAGAAGGAGAUCCUUCAUUUAAUGAUAAUGGAGAAAUUGUUACAAUUUCUAAAGAAUGUCUUAAAGAAUUAUUGUUUAAACCAGAAGGUAGUAAAGAGCUUGAUGAAUUCUUCUCCUUCACUCAACAAAAUUAUUUUACAGAAAAUGAAUUAAUAAAUCUUCUUGAAUUAAAAAUACAUGAAAUGAGUAUAAACCUUGAUUCUAGUUCGUCUUAUACAAAUGGACAGAUUUCAAAGUCGUUAGUAAUUCUUUGUGGAAUUAAUUCAUUUGGGUCUGACACUCUCAGUCAAAUAAAAAAGAUAAGAAGGACUCAUACACCUCAAAAAGUAACUUUUAGUACUUUUAAAAUUUCAGUAAAUCAAAGUACUGAUGAAGACAUUAAGACAACACCAAAAUCUGCACCAAAAAGACUUACAAGAAAAAGAUGUAAUUCGGCUUCAAAAAUUGAUCGUCAUCUUAAUACAAAAUUAACAGAAUCACAAAUCCUUUCACCUGAAGAUAAAAAAUCUCCAAAAGAGGCUGAACUUUUAUCUUUUUCUAAAAUAACUACAGAAAGUUCUAAAGAUUUGACUAUUUCUUUAUCAAACGAUUCUCAAAAAAUUGAAGAAGGAAUUACAAAUGAUAACAUACUUGUAAUAGACCCUAAAAUUCUUGCAGAACAAUUAAUGAUUUAUGAUAUUGAUUUAUUUGGGAAUAUUCCUCUUAAUGAAAUAACAUUAAUUGACAAGUCACCACUUAUCAUUUAUGGUACUUCUAAAUUAACUCAAAUAGAAAGUUUAGUUAUCAAACAAUCUAAAACAAGAAAUGGUAUUGAUUAUUUUAUAAAAGUUGCAUAUAAAUGUUUCAAAUUAGGAGAUUUUAAUAUGGCAUUUAUCAUUUAUUCUUGUAUUGUUAGAGCAUCUUAUAAACAUUCUGAAGAAUUUGGAAAUAAAAAGAAUGGAAAAUACUUUAAUAAACUAGAACAUAUUUUUUCAAUUAAUCAGAAUCAUCGUAACUAUAGAGAAGAGUUCAACAAGAGAAGUAACAAUGAAAGAAUUCCUGUUAUUUCAACGUGGAUCCAUGACUUCUUAGGUGAAAAAGAAAAAGGAUUUAUUGUUGAUAAUUUACUAAGUGUCAAUAGAAUGAGGUCGUAUGUAGAUUGUUUUACUACUUUUAUAUCAGAAAAAUUUAUACCUCGAAGACACAAAAAUAAAUAUUUGAAAAGAUUACUAUUUCUAAUACUAAAAUUUCCCAACCCCUCUCCUUCUCAAAACUAUUCUCAUCUUGAUCUUCAUGAUAGCACUAUUUUUGUGAAACAAACACCAAUAUUACUGGAAACACAUAUUAUUUCUCAAAGACUUCUCAAUUUUACAAGACACAUCUCAGCAAUUUUUUUUAAUAAAACUAAUUACAAAGUUAUUUUGUAUUUCACUAAACCUAAUUUUAUAUCAAAGCAUUUGCAUCACAUUGAUAGAGGUUAUGACACUUCAUUUUCUAGUCCAGUUAGAGUACUUAAUAAAAUAACUAGAAUUGUAAAACCUUACUGUAAUAAAGUGAUUCUGAACAAAAAAAUAGAUUGUCUAGAAAGAAAAACUUUAUUGUUUGUUCUAUAA
Molecule: messenger RNA, 2118 nt
Organism: Entamoeba dispar SAW760
Lineage: Eukaryota; Evosea; Mastigamoebida; Endamoebidae
Exons: 10
Coding region: 1-2118 (705 amino acids)
Biological process (GO): Ras protein signal transduction; positive regulation of GTPase activity
Cellular component (GO): plasma membrane
Molecular function (GO): guanyl-nucleotide exchange factor activity
Source: RefSeq, a predicted model, not a curated record